Molecule: messenger RNA, 522 nt
Organism: Tyto alba (common barn owl)
Lineage: Eukaryota; Metazoa; Chordata; Aves; Strigiformes; Tytonidae
Product: histone H2B 8
Exons: 1
Coding region: 59-439 (126 amino acids)
Cellular component (GO): nucleosome
Molecular function (GO): protein heterodimerization activity; structural constituent of chromatin; DNA binding
Source: RefSeq, a predicted model, not a curated record
UCGCCGCUAUUGUAUUUGCGUCGUUCCUGCGGUAGACAGGUAGUGACAGACUUGAAAAAUGCCGGAACCAGCUAAAUCGGCUCCUGCUCCGAAGAAGGGCUCCAAGAAAGCCGUCACCAAGACACAGAAGAAGGGUGACAAGAAACGUAGAAAGACCAGGAAGGAGAGCUACUCGAUCUACGUGUACAAGGUGCUGAAGCAGGUGCACCCCGACACGGGCAUCUCGUCCAAGGCCAUGGGCAUCAUGAACUCCUUCGUCAACGACAUCUUCGAGCGCAUCGCCGGCGAGGCCUCGCGCCUGGCGCACUACAACAAGCGCUCCACCAUCACGUCGCGGGAGAUCCAGACGGCCGUGCGGCUCCUGCUGCCCGGCGAGCUGGCCAAGCACGCCGUCUCCGAGGGCACCAAGGCCGUCACCAAGUACACGAGCUCCAAGUAAAUCUCCUGUUCGAAAGAUCGUCUAAACCAAAGGCUCUUUUAAGAGCCACCCAUAUUUUCAGUAAAAGAGUCGUUCACACUGGU